AUGGAGCCUGACGUCAUCCGCUUGUACUCGUCGUCCCCGCCGCCGAUGGAGGAUGCCGAGGAGGAAGACGAGGAUGAGUUCGGCGACUUCGGCGGCUUCUCGACUGUGUCGGCCAGCGUCAGCUUCUCCGAGUUGGACGCGCCGGAACAGGCGCACGCGCCAGAUGCCACCUCGCCGCCCGAGCUCCUUAAUGGCCGUACUGCCGUGCCGGGGAUGCGGCAUGAGGUAAAGGCCAACGGCGUGGCUCCCGGGAGCCACCCAGCGCUUAUUCUCGGCGGCGACCACACAGACUUGAAGAAACCGGACCCUCAUAUCGCGGACGGCGAGAUCAUCACCAACGGAUUCACUACGUCAGAUGUCAAGCCGGGUCCACAGAUGUUUGUCCGUCGUCACGCCGACAGUGACAAUGGAAGCGUGGACGGCGUGGAGACAGAGUUUGCUGAUUUUGCCGCAUUCUCGAACACUGACCGCCAGGGAUGCGUCUCGCGGUGCGUAGACGGAACGAAUGCAGAUGAAGCGACACCUAACUCUGAGGCCAAGCCUCUUUCUGUAUCACGCAACACUCAGCCGGACUCCGAAAGAAGUGACGCUGAUUUUGCACACCACGCGGUCGUUACUUGCACAAAAGAACCUCACGACGGUGUCCAGUGCGACGGCGUCUGUCUCAAUGGCGUUGACGACAUCCGUGCGGAAUCCCCGAGUGUCAAUGACGCCUCGCAUCUGAAUGGCGUCUCUAUUGACGAAGGCGCCGGUGUCUCGUCGCCGUCGGACGAAAGGAUCUCAGAGACUGAAACGGAGACGUCGUUAGGCCGUCCGUUGUCCACGGACGCCUUGGAGGAAUACGGUGACAUGAGCACGACGGGCUCCGCUCCGUCACCGCCGCCCCUCCAGGAAGAGAACGCCGACCACAGUCAGCUGGAGGACGAUGAGGAGUUUGGGGACUUUGGAGAUGCGGGCUCAUAUGGCGAGCAGGCCUUUGUGGACUUUAACCACCAAGAAGUGUGCCCGCCGCAAGCCGACGACUCUUUUGGCGAAUUCAACGCGCCCAAACUUGAUGAGGAGGGAGGAGACUCUUUGGUCAGUUCCUCAGGCACCGACGGUGAAUGGAAGGCAUUCGGAGAGGCGGCGCAGGUGACGGAAGGCGAGUCAACAACCACCGAAUCGUGGGCGGCGUUCGGCUCGGAGGGCGCCGCCGAGGAGUCAUGGCACGAGGCAGAAACUUCCUCUACCGUUGACCAGGACAACAGCAGACACACCAAUGAGGUGCUGUGGAGUCGGGUGGAAAAGUUAUUGGAGGCCAGCUUCCCUCAGCCCGCCAGGUGCCCCUCGCCCUCUGCUGAGGAGCGCAUAGUGUCGCUCAAGACUCUUCUGAAGGCACCUGAGGAUGUCAGCAGUGCGCUCCAUGGCGGCGUGUGGUCGCAGCUUCAAGACAUUCAUGAGGCGGUAGGCCUCAGACAUCAGUGGGGGGGCUCCUACUGCAACAAAACUCUGCUCAGCUGUCUUGGCAUCGACACGCGGAACAUUCUGUUCACGGGACAGAAGAAGCAGCCGCUCAUUGUGCCCGUCUACGCCGCCAGCCUGGGGAUGUUGGAGCCCACCAAAGAGCCUGUGAAGCCCAUCUCAGCUGCGGAAAUGAUCGCCUCCAUUGCACAAGCACCAGCAGAGGCUCCGGACUGCAACUCCUGCCCCACGGAUGCUGUCCAGGAAGUGCUCCCACCCGUCCAGUUUGACUGGAGCAGCAGUGGCCUUACCAACCCUUUGGAUGCCAGCGGCGGUUCCUUCCUGCUAAACCUGGACUUUUUUGGUCCCGUGGACGACUCGGGCUCGUCGUGCUCGCCCGCCAUCCCAGGCGUGGACCCCGAGCUAGUGGAGCUGACCACGGCCAAGAUGGACUCCGGCGGUACCGGCAGCCGCGUGGUCGACGCUUUUGCCCGCCUCAUGUCCACCAUGGACAAGACCAGCACCUCCACCAGGAAGCCGCGCAAGGACGAGAAACUAAGCUCUGAGGCGGCCGAGGUUAUCGGCGGCCUCCCUGACUUGUCCUUCAUGAUGGCCAAGGUCCUGAUGUUCCCCGCCACGCUCACGCCGCUCGCCUCACGGGCUGCGCCCGACUGA
Molecule: messenger RNA, 2115 nt
Organism: Nerophis lumbriciformis (worm pipefish)
Lineage: Eukaryota; Metazoa; Chordata; Actinopteri; Syngnathiformes; Syngnathidae
Source: RefSeq, a predicted model, not a curated record